AGUUUUUCCCACGCGCCCUGAAUGCAUCAUGGUACUCGCUGCGGCUCCUUUAAAUGCAAUCUCCCGCGUUCGAAGUUAAGCGGAAAUACGGAGCCGUCUUUUCUGUAUUUAAGCGCGGCAACAAAGACCCUCACAGUAGGCAUAUCUGUUGUCCGUCUUGUCUCACUCCACAGUGUAUACUAUCGUCCUGAAAUAAUGCCAGAAGAAACGUCCACCGCGUCAAGCUACGGGAGUGCGGAGGAGAAGCCGUGCUCCUCCUCAUCAGCCGCAGCUGCUGCAGACAGCUCUGUGGACGUUGCAGAGGAGGCAAAGAAGCUGAUUGGCACAGGGAACAGGCACCUAGUGAUGGGAGAUGUUGUUUCUGCUGUCAGAGUCUUCCAGGACGCCUGCGGCAUGCUGGCUGCAAAGUAUGGGGACACAGCAGAGGAGUGUGGCGAAGCCCACUUCCUGUGUGGGAAGUCACUCCUGGAGCUUGCCAGGAUGGAGAACAGUGUGCUUGGAAAUGCCCUGGAGGGAGUCCCAGAAGAGUCUGAGGAAGAAGAGGAGGAGCAGCCGAACAGCUCAAAUAUCGAGAGUGCCAACAAUCUUGAUGAAGAAACAAGAGAUGACCUACGAAACCAGGUGUAUGAUGCCAUGGCGGAAAAGGCUGAGGCAGGUGACAUCAAACUGGAGUCCGAGGAAGGAAAGGGCACCACUGAGGUGAAAAAAGAAAACUGUGUGUCUCAGAGCAAACCUGAGGUGAAGGGAUCUAGCUCUCCUGUGAGUAAGAAGGAAAAUAGUUCAGUUCCAAAAGUGAACGCAGUUGAGAAGAGCCCUGGUGCUGCUGUAAAUGGUGUGGCAGAAAGAUCCAAUGGUGUAAAGGAUCCAAAAGAGCAGGACGGCGAGAAGACUAAUGGAAAGCCAGAGGAAGAAGAAACCGGGGAAUCCGAACUGGCAGAUGAACAGGACGAUGAGGAAUCAGAGGAUGAUGAUGACGAAGACGACGAUGAGGAUGGAGAGCAAAAUGGACAGGAAGAGGAAGAAGUUGGAAAUUUGCAGUUGGCAUGGGAGAUGCUAGAAGUAGCUAAGGUCAUCUACAAAAAAAAGGAAGGCAAAGAUGACCAGCUGAUGGCAGCCCAGACAUAUCUGAAACUCGGAGAAGUCAGUGCUGAAUCGGGUAACUACCCCCAGGCGCUAGAUGACUUCCAGGAGUGUCUUGCCCUGCAGCUGAAGCACCUGCCCCCCCACAGUCGCCUGCUGGCUGAAACCCACUACCACGUCGCCACUACGCUGUGCUACAUGGAUCAGUACAGCCAGGCCAUCCAGCACUAUAACAGCUCCAUUAAAGUCAUCGAGACACGUCUGGCCAUGUUGCAGGAGGCGAUCGGGGCAGCAGAAGACAAGAACGAGAUGGAGGAGCUGAAGCAGCUUCUGCCCGACAUCAAGGAAAAGGUAGAGGAUGCCAAGGAGAGCCAGAGAACCGGCAGCGCUGCAUCCCACGCCAUCCAGCAGACACUAGGCGGAGCCUCCACCUCCUCAUCAGCAUUCCGAAGUGAAAAUGGUGGCCCUUCAUCAUCUUCAGCUUUUGCAACAGUCAACAAGAUCCCAGUUAAGUCGUCGGACAGCGCCUCGUCUUCCAAAGCAGUUUCAAACAUCUCCCAUCUUGUCAGGAAAAAGAGGAAACCAGAGGAGGAGAGCCCAGUGAAGGACACUGAUGCUAAACAAGCGAAACAGGAAGCCACAGUUAAUGGCAGCGGUGACUCUAGUGCCAGCAACGGCAAUGGAGUCCGGGAGGGCAAAUCACAGGAGUCUGCCAGCCCGUCGGCCUCUGUGGGGUCUUCAGCGUGACCACCCUCACCUCUUUCCUGAUCUCUGAAACCAGCACAGCAUGCCUGUCCAGCCCCUCGACACUUUUGUUUCUGUAAAUAAGAUCCAUUUUCAUAGGUUUGUCUGUCCAGUUUUGUAUACUUGUAGUAAAAAUGAAUUAAAAAAAAUUGCAGAUGUAA
This is a messenger RNA of Eleginops maclovinus (Patagonian blennie), 1985 nucleotides long. RefSeq names its product nuclear autoantigenic sperm protein-like. The record is from RefSeq and is a predicted model, not a curated record. The transcript is spliced from 15 exons. Gene Ontology annotation, biological process: CENP-A containing chromatin assembly; DNA replication-dependent chromatin assembly. Gene Ontology annotation, cellular component: nucleoplasm. The coding region runs from base 22 to 1827 and encodes 601 amino acids. Gene Ontology annotation, molecular function: histone binding. NCBI's taxonomy places the organism in Eukaryota, Metazoa, Chordata, Actinopteri, Perciformes, Eleginopidae.